AUGGCUGACGAUGUGGAUGUAGACAGUGGGAUUACUGAGGAGCUGGAAGUGUUGAAAUCUAUAUAUAUUGAUGAACUGAGUUUGAAAACAACUGAAAGUGGUUGGCCAGAAAUUAUCAGUCUUCAGUUACACCCUUCUACAGGAGAUGAAGUGGAAAAGAAAUAUGUCUGUAUUACACUAGUCUUACAGCCAACUCAUAGGUAUCCUCAUGAGAUUCCCAGCAUUGACAUCAAGAAUCCACGUGGGGUUGGGGAGGAGGAGGUCAAUAGGUUGCAGUCUUCUUUGAUAAGCUUGGCAACAGAACUUCAGGGUGGUCCAAUGUUGUAUGACUUGAUUGAGUUGGCCAAGGAUAGUCUGACAGAGGGAAACAUUCCUCAUUGUCCAUGUACUAUCUGCUAUGAAUAUUUUCAUGAAGGGGAUGAAUUCACUAAAACUACGUGUUACCAUUACUUUCACUGUCAGUGUCUUUCUCGCUACAUCAAGCAUGUGCUGGAUACCAUCCAACAGGAGAACCAUUCAAAGCCUACACAUCAUAUAGGAGAUGAUGACCAAACAAAGGUUCCAUGCCCUGUGUGCCGUGAGGAGAUUGAGUGCAACAGUGACAUGCUAACAAGGGAGAUUACUCCUGAGGACCAGAUGCAGUCCUUUGUCCUGACUGAUGAAAUGAGGAAUUGGCAGGAGAAGAUGAAAAGGCUCCUCCACAGACAGAGAGAGAACGGUGGGGUCAUAGAUGUGGAGGAGGAGAAAAACAGAUUUCUCAUCACAGAGGAUGAUGUGGUAGAAAUAAGUAACACCUCCACCAAGAAUCAGGGGAGAGAAUCCCCAAUCACAAAGGACACCGAAAGCAGAAACAUGCCUAGCAAGGGUCGAGGGAGAGAGUCCCAGGUUUCAAGAGACACAGAAGUUGGUAAAAUGCCUGGCAAGGGUCGGGGGAAAGAGUUUGUCAAAAAUGACAGAGAAAGACCAGCAAAGACCAAAGUACAGGGUAAACCAAAGCAGUCACCAAGGGAUACCAGUUUUAGAGCCAGAGAACUAACUGAGCUAAUUCAAAAGCUGGAGAAGGGAAAUGAGAGAAGACAAACUGAAUUUUCAGAGGAGUUUGAGGCCUUGAAUUAUAUGAUGACAUCAGGAGGAAGUAAGAGGGAGGGUCAGAGACCAGAAAAUCGUCAUAAGAACAGGCUCAAACACUUAGUUCCUUUUGACAACACCAGGGUUGUUUUGAGUGAUGGAGAUCCAGAAAUUAAAGGCUCUGACUAUAUAUGUGCCAGCUACAUACAGGUGGUCAGUGAGAGUGAGAGAGUGGACAGGGGGCGUGUCAUCGCUACCCAGGGGUGCCUCCCUGAGACGGUUGGGGACCUCUGGAGAAUGGUCUGGCAGGAAAAGUCACAGGUCAUUGUCAUGGCAACCAAGGAGCAGGAAGACAACAGGGUCAAGGUGGCUUGUUAUUGGUGUGAUGCUGGGAAAGAAAAAGUCUUGGAGGGAAAAAAUUACAAGUUCCUAGUGAAGGGUAAAGCUGUCAUUACACACAAAGACUACAUCCUCAGAGAGAUGGAGGUAUCCAAAUAUUCCACAACAGACACGAUAGAGGGAACCAGGUUAGUGUACCAGUUUAAUUACACAGCCUGGCCUGAUUUUGGAGUACCCAGAAACCCCAGCAGUAUCAUCCACUUCCUGGAAACGGUUAACAUCAAACAAGAGGAACUGUCAGAAGCCGGCCCGAUGGUCAUCCAUUGUAGCGCUGGAAUUGGUCGUACAGGGACUCUUGUUGUCAUAGAAACACUUAUCUAUCAAAUUAAACAACAAGGAUUAGACUGUAACCUUGACAUUCAGAAGUCUGUUCUGAAGGUCAGAUCACAGAGACCCGGGUUGGUACAGACGGAGUCCCAGUAUAAGUUUAUUUAUAGAGCUGUUCUGUGUUACCUGCAGUCUCAGCCAGGAUAUACCCCUGAUCAGUCCAUUGAAGAGGCAACUCUCAAAUCAAGCCCUAACAAAAGUUACAGGGAAGAGCCACAGAAUGAAAAGAGAAAAGAGCCGAGAGGUCGUGGCCGAGGUAAACAGUUUGGAUGGAGUAUUAAAGUGGACAAAAAUCGGGAAGACAAGGAAAGAGGAAACUUUUCUCAUCAGCAAAAACAAGAGGAAAAAGUUGUAAAGCAGCCAGAGGAUUUCAACAAUUCUGAAUGUUUAAAUAAGAAAGAUAUACAUGAGAAGGAUAUGUCUGUGCAAAAUCAGCAGAGGAAGGGGUUUGGAAGACCACAGUCAUCAAAAGUGAUGGAGAAAAACAAAACAGAGCAAAACCACACAGAGAAGAUAAAAUCAGAGGAACAGCCUUCAGCAUCAAAAAAGGUGGAGGACAGCCAUUUCGAGUCUAGAGUGGAGAAAAUUCAGGAGAAGAGACAAAGACAAGGGUUAGGGAGACCCAGAUCAGGACAACAAAAAAGUCACAGACAGACAAACAGGCAUGAUUCACCUGAGGAGGGUUCAAGUAAUCAAGUCCAAGAAGAUAAUGCUGAGAAAGGUGAUAAUUUGAAAGGGUUGGAUAAACAGAUGGAAAGAAGGAAAGGAUUUGGAAAACCACCAGUAAUGGAGAGAAGUGAGGAUGUUAAAGAAGGAUAUGAGAAAUCAGUUAGAAAGGAAUAUACAAGGAGAGGAUUUGGGAAGCCAUCAAAAGAUGCAAACAGAAGUGAUGGAAGGAGGUUUGAUAAAAAUAAAAUCAGGGAGGAAGAAAGACCAAGGUCCAGUGGUGGACAGAGAGAAUAUCUCAAAGAAAAGAAGUGUCCUAGAGAGGAAGCACACAGACAAGGCUCAGCUGAAGCACAGAGAUCUUCAGGUGAUCCGAAGGACAGUGGGAAAAUACCAGACCAGGAGAGCAGGACUGAAGGAAAAUCUAAAAGCCUACUUAUAGAAAAAGUGAUCAAGUCAGAACCUAAUGAAGGAAAAUCUGACAGAGAUUUUGGGGUUAAGGAAAUUUUCUCAGAGGCAGACGGAAACCAAAAAAGACAACCGGAGGAGAAAUUAAAGAAACCUCCAGGUUUAAAUCUUAGUGAGACUGAUAGUGACCAAAAAGUACAACCCCAGGAGAAAUUGAGGAAACCUCCAGGUUUUAAUCUCAGUGGACCUCCAUCUGAGCUUGUAGCAUCUGUUAGGCCCCCUCCAGGAUUUUCCAAAUGUAGCUGAUGAUAGCUUUGUCUAGGGUUUGAUAAUUAAUGUUAAACUGUGAUAUUAUUUAUUUUAGCAAUUUUUCCAGGAAAUGUGUCCUAUGAUUUGUUGUUAAUGAAUGUUUAAUGAGGCUUUUAAUCAUGCAAUAAAAAAAAAU
Saccostrea echinata is the source of this 3313-nucleotide messenger RNA. RefSeq lists its product as uncharacterized. The transcript has 17 exons. Gene Ontology annotation, molecular function: protein binding; protein tyrosine phosphatase activity. Gene Ontology annotation, biological process: protein dephosphorylation. NCBI's taxonomy places the organism in Eukaryota, Metazoa, Mollusca, Bivalvia, Ostreida, Ostreidae. Bases 1 to 3174 code for a protein of 1057 amino acids. The record is from RefSeq and is a predicted model, not a curated record.